Molossus molossus (Pallas's mastiff bat) is the source of this 1639-nucleotide messenger RNA. It is a transcript of the gene RCN1, whose product is annotated as reticulocalbin 1. Gene Ontology annotation, molecular function: calcium ion binding. The record is from RefSeq and is a predicted model, not a curated record. Lineage: Eukaryota; Metazoa; Chordata; Mammalia; Chiroptera; Molossidae. Gene Ontology annotation, cellular component: endoplasmic reticulum. The transcript has 6 exons. The coding region runs from base 47 to 1042 and encodes 331 amino acids.
GUCGCUCGCUCGGUGCCUCCCUGCGGGCCGCUCUCUCCUCCCGACGAUGGCGCGCGGUGGCCGCGGCCGCCGCCUGGGACUCGCCCUGGGGCUGCUGCUGGCGCUGGCGCUGGCCCCCCGGGCGCUGCGGGCCAAGCCCACCGUGCGCAAGGAGCGCGUGGUGCGGCCCGACUCGGAGCUGGGCGAGCGGCCGCCGGAGGACAACCAGAGCUUCCAGUACGACCACGAGGCCUUCCUGGGCAAGGAGGACUCCAAGACCUUCGACCAGCUCACCUCGGAGGAGAGCAAGGAGAGGCUGGGGAAGAUUGUGGAUCGGAUUGAUAGUGAUGGGGAUGGCUUUGUCACUACUGAGGAGCUGAAAACCUGGAUCAAACGGGUGCAGAAAAGAUACAUCUAUGAUAAUGUUGCUAAAGUCUGGAAGGAUUAUGACCGGGACAAAGACGAUAAAGUUUCCUGGGAAGAAUACAAACAAGCCACCUAUGGUUACUACCUAGGAAUUCCUGCAGAAUUUCAUGAUUCUUCAGAUCAUCACACCUUUAAAAAGAUGCUGCCACGGGAUGAGAGAAGAUUCAAAGCUGCAGACCUCAACAGUGACCAGACAGCCACUCGGGAGGAGUUCACCGCCUUUCUGCACCCUGAGGAGUUUGAGCAUAUGAAAGAAAUUGUGGUUUUGGAAACUCUGGAAGACAUCGACAAGGAUGGGGAUGGGUUUGUGGAUCAGGAUGAGUAUAUUGCGGAUAUGUUUUCCCAUGAGGAGAGUGGCCCUGAGCCAGACUGGGUUUUGUCAGAACGAGAGCAGUUUAACGAAUUCCGGGACCUGAACAAGGACGGGAAGUUGGACAAAGAUGAGAUUCGCCACUGGAUCCUCCCACAAGACUAUGACCAUGCGCAGGCUGAGGCCCGGCACCUGGUGUAUGAGUCGGACAAAAACAGGGAUGAAAAGCUAACUAAAGAGGAGAUAUUAGAGAACUGGAACAUGUUUGUUGGAAGCCAAGCUACCAAUUAUGGAGAAGACCUCACAAAAAAUCAUGAUGAACUUUGAUACACACUCACCGCAAUAUGGCAGACUGUCUUAGGCUUUUAUUGUCUUGAGUGGUUGCUACAGUUGUCUAAUUCAUAGCAGUUGUGUCCCUGAAACAGAGGUUAAUAACCUCGGAUUGGGGUUGAAAUUGGUUCUCGCUCAAUAUUUACUGGAAAAUAGUCAUUGCUAUUCUUUCAGUAAGGUAUCUCUACAAAUACAUUAAGAUCUCAGUAAAUCAGAAUGCUUUGUGGGGAUACAUUGCUAAAACAUGACUUGUUCAUUUUUUUCCAUUAAAUUUACAGGGGAAUAAAAUUAGGGAAAAAAAACCCUGUUCAGAAUUAAAUAGGUUGGGGAAUAGUAUAUGGAGUGACUGCUAUGUAUUUUAACUGCAAAUUUUUACAUUUGCCACAUUGACUAGUUGGUGAGGGAAAAUUCUGAUGAAGCUACAGUGGUGUCAUCCAUGUAGGCUUAUUUCAGAACAAGUCUAAUACUUCAGAUUCUUCCUUCUUGACUUUGUACUCUGAUCUCUUGUAAAUGGUAUAUAAAACCUCUGUGCAUUUUUCUGUAUGGACCUGGUAAUGUGCACAACAAAUCGGAGCUCUGUUUUUUGUUUUUGUU